AGUUAGAAAGCAUCGAUGUCUGUUGGACAGAUUGUCUUCUGUCGACGUAAUCGUUCCUCAUCACCUCUACAGUCGCCUCAAGUGUCCUCAUCACUACAGUCUUCCGGUGUAAACAUGGUUUGUGUAACUAAGCAACUGACCCAAGGAAAACUAUCUGAUGAGAAAUGCCGGCUAGAAGACGGGAAGUUGGAAGAUUACUUGUUUAACGGCAUACCUUCACAACGAACUGUAGACACCUUCUUGGAAGCGAGCCUCGUGCAUUUGGACUAUUUGGAAUUUCUGACUUCCAUCGGCGAGAAUAUCGCAAUCCGGGAUUGCCCAGUUGAACCACUUCAUGCACAACCUAAUCCAGCGAUGGUCCUGGAAUGUGGUCAGAAUACCAAGACUAUCUUGUACGUGGAAAGUACAUAUGCUGGACUUCCUGGAGUUUGUACGAAGUUCAAAGGAGAUGGAUCUGUUGGGCAAGAUGAGGUAACUGACGCAGACGACGAGUCUAGCUCAGGAGGAGCUCCCAGGCGGCAGAGCAAAAGGACUGAAAAAGCCUCUGAACAGGCCCCAGCUGGCUCGCCCCCUUCGGGAGGAGCUGGGGAGAAAGACGAUGACGACGAUGACGAUAAAGACAGAAGGAGAAAGAAGAGUGGAGCUAAAAGCGUAGAUGACGGACACUACGCAGAGAAGGAAGAGGGGAAAGAAGGCGAAGAGAUGGAGGUACAGGAAGAGUUAAGCCCACUUGAACCUGGUGAGUUGCGCAGGCAUUUACUCCAACAGCAUCGUGAAAAUAUGGAACGCCUAAGGCAGCAAGAGGAAAUGAAUGCUGCUCGACCCGCCGCACCCGCAGGUGCCGCACCCGCAGGUGCCGCACCCGCAGGUGCCACACCCCGGGAAGAGCCACGUGAAGAGCCCCGUGAAGAACCCCGCGACUUGAAUCAACCGGAAGUCGUGAAUCCAGAUAUAGCUGUAGCGGCAGCCCCUUCUCCCGUUCCCGAACCUGCCGGUUCACCAUCUGGAAGUAGAUGUGCAUCUUCAGCUGCUGGAUCGGCAACUGCAGGAUCUUCAUCAACCUCCCGAACACAGUCUCCUUUGGCCGAGUCGUGCCGUGAUGUGGACACGCCUUCGUCGCUCAGCGAUGCAGCGCCGUCGGAGGGCAAGAUCAGUCCCUCGCCAAGUGAAGAGGCCGACGAUAAAGCCAUGCCGUUAUAGGCAAAUGUUCUUGAACAGCGUUAAUGUUUUAGCCCCCUUGCAUUCAAUAAACUAUUUUAAUAAAUGAC
Hyalella azteca is the source of this 1268-nucleotide messenger RNA. Its product is annotated as microtubule-associated protein futsch. The coding region runs from base 16 to 1200 and encodes 394 amino acids. The transcript has 2 exons. The record is from RefSeq and is a predicted model, not a curated record. Lineage: Eukaryota; Metazoa; Arthropoda; Malacostraca; Amphipoda; Hyalellidae.